CGCCAAUACCAUUCUUCACUCCCUCUCUUCAUCUUCUUAUUAACUUCCUUAUUCUCAAACCUAAAAAGAAAACAUGGCUUUCGCCGGAGAAGGAGGUAGUGAUGGUCAAAGGAAACUCCGGGUUUUCUUCAUUCCAUUCUUCGCCGCCAGCCACAUCAUUCCGAUGACAGAGUUAGCUUGCCUCUUCGCCGGCCACCCGGGGGUGGAACCUACAAUUGUCACUACUCCGGCCAACGCCAACCUCAUCCGUCCAACCUUAGACCAUCACGCAGCGUCCGGUUGCCAUGUCCACCUCCUCCUCCACCCCUUCCCCUCCGUCGACCUCCCCGCCAGCGUCGAAAACCUCUCCACCGUCUCCGCCGAGGAGUCUUGGAAAAUCUACAAAGCCGUAGAACUCUGCCGUGACAUUCAUCAUAAACUUUUAACGCACCAUGUUCCAGACGCCAUCAUCGCCGACAUCCCCUACUGGUGGACCACCGACAUCGCUGGAGAACUCGGCAUCCCACGUAUAACCUUCCAUGUAGUCGGAGUCUUCCCUCAGAUCAUCAUGAACAACCUCGCCAAGAACCGAGUCCAUGACAACGUCCCCAAUGACUCCCAUCCAUUCACCAUCCCUGACCUCCCCGGACCGAGCAUCACCAUGGUCAAAUCAGAGCUUCCGGAGUUUCUCCGGCUGCAUGAUCACGUAACGCACGCAUGGGAUAACAUGAAGAGAUCACAGCUUGAGAGUUAUGGUGUGGUGGUGAACACUUUCUAUGAGCUUGAGCGUGAGUACUGUGAUCUUUUCAAGGUGGUGGAUAGCCAGAGAGCUUGGUUUGUAGGACCUUUAGCUCUGAGAGGGAAAAGAGAAGUAGAGGCCUCUUUUAACAAAGAGAGAUGCAUGAGAUGGUUGGAAAAGAAAGAGGUUGGUUCAGUGGUGUUUGUUUGCUUUGGGAGUUGGUAUCACUUCAAGGAUGAGCAGUUAAGGGAGUUGGCUUUAGGGUUAGAGGGUUCUGGGAAGGAUUUUAUAUGGGUUGUGAGAGGUGAUGAUGAGAAAAUGAAGAUGGAGUGGAUGCCGGAAGGAUAUGAGGAGAGAGUGAAAGAGAAAGGGUUGGUGGUUAAAGGAUGGGUACCUCAAGCUGCCAUUUUAGGGCAUGAAGGAGUAGGGGUUUUCAUGACACACUGUGGAUGGAACUCAGUGUUGGAAGGGUUGAGUUUUGGGAAGCCAGUGCUGACAUGGCCGUUGGUUUUUGAUCAGUUUAUUAACGAGAGGUUUCUUGUUGAGGUGCUCAAAGUUGGGGUUAGGGUUUGGGAUGGGUUUAGGAGCUCGUCGGAGAACGAUAAGGAUAAGGUGGUGGUGCCGGCAGAGGCCAUUGCCAGAGCGAUGAAGAAGUUCAGUGAGAGCAAUGAAGAAGAGAUGAAGAAGAGGGCGGUGCAGUGGAAGGAGAUCGCCGGAGAUGCGGUGGAAGAAGGUGGUUCUUCUUAUAAAGAUCUUAAUUGUUUGAUUAAUGAGCUUCUCAUGUUUAAUAAGAAAAAGAAAAAUGGCAGUCAGUGAUCCAGGGUUCACUUAAUAUUCCUAUGUUUUAUUUGUAAUUUGGUGGAAUAAUUGAUGAAAUAAUAUUUAUGUUUUCUUGUGA
Messenger RNA from Dioscorea cayenensis subsp. rotundata (Guinea yam), 1616 nucleotides. Its product is annotated as scopoletin glucosyltransferase-like. The coding region runs from base 74 to 1534 and encodes 486 amino acids. The transcript has a single exon. NCBI's taxonomy places the organism in Eukaryota, Viridiplantae, Streptophyta, Magnoliopsida, Dioscoreales, Dioscoreaceae. The record is from RefSeq and is a predicted model, not a curated record. Gene Ontology annotation, molecular function: UDP-glycosyltransferase activity.